AUGGAGAUAUUUGAAAGUCCCAGUGAGGACGAAGAUUUCCUGGGCUUCAUAACAACAUCCAGUCAUCUCCACAGUGUGGACUCUUGGAAGACAGACCUUUGUUUUAGGUCUAAAUUUAUAACUGACGAGCUGGCACAGAUUUUCACGGAGACAGAUAGCGAGGAAGAGUUUGAGGGCUUCAGCAAAGAGGACGGUGUACAACGCAAAGGCUGGAGAAGAUCUACGUCAAUGGAGUCAGAGCAGAGCAGUGAGGAAGACAAUGGAUUUUAUUCAGAGGAAGAAGCUCAACCGAAGAGACGAAGCUCUGGGCUGUGUGUGGCAUUCAGGUUCCCUGGCAAGAGAAACUCCACCCACAAGAGCGGUGUGGUUAAGACAGAGACUAAGGUACCUCUGUCCAGGAGUUCACCUGUCAACGCGAAGCUGAAAGAAAAAAGUAAGAAAAGGAGAAGGGACCAGGAAGAUGAGGUUCUGCUAUGCCAAAAUGGAAGAAUCGAAGAUAAAUCUCAUGCAAAAAGUAAAGAAACCCCUCAGGAAGAUCACGACCCCACUGAGGCGUCACAAAUAUUGAACAAAAGAGAGAGAAAUAUUCAGGAGAACAAAGCUAUGCUUGCAAAGUUAUUUGCUGACCUGAGUUCAUUGCCUGAACUGAGCCAGAUGGCAACACCAGCAAAGAGGACAAAGAAGCCCUCCCCAAAGAAGCGGGUUUCUGACGUGCAGAGCGAGAGGCGUAACCCCACCCGCAAAGCGCGGCCCCCUGAGCACUUUGGGCUGGAGGAGAAGGAAGAGUCUUCCCCUAAGGGGGUGAAGAAGCUUACUGACUUCAAAGCAGUAAACAUCAAACGACUGAUUGAGGUGGAUGAGGAAAGUCGCGAAGACAGGCGAAACCAGGCGAAACGUUCUCGGAAACAUCGCGUCGUGCGGAUGCCAGAUGAUAUUACGGAAGAGGAACUUGAAAACGUGGCUGACCGCGCCAAAGACAAAAUCCAUGAUAAAGACAAUGGAAGCACUUGUCACCAGUGCAGACAGAAGACUCUGGAUACGAAGACAGAGUGCAGGAAUCCCCUAUGUCCAGGGGUCAAGGGUCAGUUCUGUGGACCCUGUCUGCGCAACCGCUAUGGAGAAGAUGUCAGAACAGUGCUAUUAGAUCCUACAUGGGAGUGCCCGAUCUGUCGGGGGGUGUGCAACUGUAGCCUGUGCAGGAAACGAGACGGGCGCUGUGCCACCGGAGCCCUCACCCGAAUGGCCAAGUACUUUGGCCACAGCAGCGUCAGGGACUACCUGGAGAAGUAA
Molecule: messenger RNA, 1290 nt
Organism: Chanos chanos (milkfish)
Lineage: Eukaryota; Metazoa; Chordata; Actinopteri; Gonorynchiformes; Chanidae
Gene: cdca7b
Product: cell division cycle associated 7b
Exons: 8
Coding region: 1-1290 (429 amino acids)
Biological process (GO): regulation of DNA-templated transcription
Cellular component (GO): nucleus
Source: RefSeq, a predicted model, not a curated record